Sus scrofa (pig) is the source of this 2630-nucleotide messenger RNA. NCBI's taxonomy places the organism in Eukaryota, Metazoa, Chordata, Mammalia, Artiodactyla, Suidae. The record is from RefSeq and is a predicted model, not a curated record.
UGUGUCUGCUCUGAGUGUGUCUCAGUGAACGUGUGUGCGGGCGGGGGUGGGAAAUGCCUGUGUCUGCAGAUCCUUGUGUGUGCACGUCUGCACACGUGUGUACACGUGUUUGUGUGCUCACCUGUACUGUCCCGGCCCCGGCCGAGCUGAGCGCCCUCCAUUCCGCAGGGCUGCUAUCCCAGAGCCUGGAGUUCAGCUCCCCCGCAGACAACUACACUGUAUGUGAAGGCGACAACGCCACGCUCAGCUGCUUCAUCGACGAGCAUGUGACCCGAGUGGCCUGGCUGAACCGCUCCAACAUCCUGUACGCGGGCAACGACCGCUGGACCAGCGACCCGCGGGUGCGGCUGCUGACCAACACGCCCGAGGAGUUCUCCAUCCUCAUCACGCAGGUGGGGCUGGGCGACGAGGGCCUCUACACCUGCUCCUUCCAGACCCGCCGCCAGCCCUACACCACUCAGGUGUACCUCAUCGUCCACGUCCCCGCCCGCAUCGUGAACAUCUCUUCGCCCGUGACCGUGAACGAGGGGAACAAUGUGAAUCUGCUCUGUCUGGCCGUGGGGCGGCCGGAGCCCACGGUGACCUGGAGGCAGCUCCGAGACGGCUUCACCUCCGAAGGCGAGAUCCUGGAGAUUUCCGACAUCCAGCGAGGCCAGGCCGGGGAAUACGAAUGCGUGACACACAACGGGGUUAACUCCGUGCCCGACAGCCGCCGCGUGUUGGUCACAGUCAACUAUCCUCCAACCAUCACGGACGUGACCAGCGCCCGCACGGCCCUGGGCCGGGCCGCCCUCCUGCGCUGCGAAGCCAUGGCCGUGCCCCCCGCAGAUUUCCAGUGGUACAAGGAUGACAGGCUGCUGAGCAGUGGCACGGCCGAGGGCCUGAAGGUGCAGACGGAGCGCACCCGCUCGAUGCUUCUCUUCGCCAACGUGAGCGCCCGGCAUUACGGCAACUACACCUGCCGCGCAGCCAACCGGCUGGGGACGUCCAGCGCCUCCAUGCGGCUCCUGCGCCCAGGAUCUCUGGAAAACUCGGCGCCGAGGCCCCCGGGGCCGCUGACCCUCCUCUCCGCCCUGGGCUGGCUGUGGUGGAGGAUGUAGGAAGAAUCCAGUGCAGUUUGCUUCCCUAGGCAGCGGCGGCGGCGGCGGGGGGCCUGGGCCGAGAGCGAGAGGCAACGGGGGAGCAAGCGCCAUGGGUCUCGAGGAGGAGGAGGAGGCGGCGGAGGGGCUCUCGGCCACGGAGGAAGAAGAGAGGAAAAGGAGCAGGAGGAAAGCUCUUUAGAGAACCCAUCACUGUGAGGGAUAACGCAAAAUUAUGCAUCUUUCUACAGCCAUUCUCGCCACCGUUCACCCUUCCAAAUGUGACCCACCCCCCGGCCACCCCACACCCCUCUCUUAGCUCAGGCUGGCAACUGGAUCGCGUGUGCGUAGUGGGCGUGGGAGUGUGAGGUGAGUGUGUGUGUGUUUGUGUGUGUGUGGCUGGGUGGGUGGGCGGGAAAGGGCUCAAGCACACGCGUCCCUCCUCGACACCCCCCAGGUCCACUGCCCCCAACCCCGCUGGCUCUCGCCUCGGGCUGGAGGGAGCGAUGGGGGCCCCGUGCUAGAAGCUGCCAGGAGAGGUUUUGCCAGGCUUCCCCGCUUUCCCAGUAUAUGCACGCACACCGCCCCUCCCCUCCCCGGGACAGGCUGUCUCCUGGGCAGGUUGGCAGCGGGAGGGGCAUCGCGCUGGCUUGUCAAGCUGUCCCUCAGCCUCAGCGAGCAGGUGCAGGAUCUCCAUCCUGGCUCCGGGCCUCCCCCCCCCCCCCCCCGUGCCAACCGCCCGCUGCUGCCCAGAGCCAGAGGCUCCACCCCCCGCUCAGCGGCCUGAGACCUUCCCUCCCGCCUUCCCCUCCCUCCUCCCCUUGGACUUUCUGGCCCCUUCCUGGGCCGAUCGGUGCUUCCAUCCAACUGGCAGGCAGGCGCCUGUGGCCACCCGUCUGUCUCAGUGCUUUGCCCUACCCCACCCCCGCUCCCCGCGGCCCCCGGCAGCGCCCCCCGCAGCCCACUCACAGGACCCCUCCCUGGCUUCUCCGCCAACCGACCCUCCCCAAGGCUGACCUGACCGCCCUCACACACACUCAGACACGCACACCCACCAGCAACGGUGACCAGCAAUAGCCCCCUGGCUCCAGCUGUCCUGCAGCCGGUGACCCGCUGUAGUUCCCCCAAGGAUGGGCCGACUUGGUCAGGAAGGGACGCUGAGGCUGUGACAUCAGCUCAGAUUGUAGGCACGCCCCAGUCACAGAGGGGCGGCGGGGGGAGACAUCACACAGACAUCCUGAGCCCAGACCAAGAUGCCAGGUCACCGGCUCCGAUUCCCGGGAGACCCUCUAGAAACACCCACCCUGAACUAGGCCACCCAGAGCUUGGGAUGGGGGAGAGGGCAGAGCAGGGGCAGGGGCAUCGAGGGGCAGUGACUGUACCUCAGACGGGGGCGUGGGCCCCAUCCCACAUUGUCUUCCAUUCCCAGGGUCCGGGGACGGGGAGGGGAGGGGAGGGAUGCGAGGGGGGGCGGGUGGGGGCCCUGGGGGCCGUGUGUUCCGACUCAUGGGAGUGUUGAGACCACCACACCAAUAAACGCCUUUUUCCAAA